AAAACAAAAAGAAAGUAGAAAAGAAUAUGAAAUACUUGUGUCUUAUCGUGUUUUUAGCGAUUGUGAUCGCACAAAACUCUAGCUAUCUAGGAGUAAAAGCUGUGUCGAGUGAUGGGUUCGUGAGUAGGAAAGGCGUCCAAUUUAUUCUCAAUGGGAAACCAUUUUAUGCUAAUGGCUUCAAUGCCUACUGGCUCGCGUACGAAGCCACCGAUCCGACCACAAGGUUUAAGAUCACUUAUGUGUUUCAAAAUGCGACCAUUCACGGUUUGACCAUCGCCCGCACCUGGGGGUUCCGCGAUGGUGGCUACCGCGCUCUCCAAAUCGCCCCUGGUUUCUACGAUGAAAAAACUUUUCAGGGUUUGGAUUUUGCGAUAGCAGAAGCAAAAAGACUCGGCAUAAAAAUGAUAAUCACCUUUGUCAAUAACUAUUCUGACUUCGGUGGAAGGAAACAAUACGUGGAUUGGGCUAAAACCACAGGCCAAAACGUAUCUUCAGAUGACGAUUUCUACACAAACCCUCUUGUUAAACAGUACUACAAGAACCACGUCAAGACUAUGGUGAACAGAGUGAAUACAUUUACCAAAGUUGCAUACAAAGAUGAACCAACUAUUAUGGGUUGGGAGCUUAUGAACGAGCCACAAUGCAGAGCAGAUCCAAGUGGAAAAACCCUUAUGGCUUGGAUUAAUGAAAUGGCUCCUUACGUGAAAUUAGUUGAUUCAAAGCAUCUCCUCUCUACUGGUCUUGAAGGCUUUUAUGGUGACUCAUCUCCUCAAAGAAAGUCUUCUCUAAAUCCUGUUGCAGCCAACGUUCUUGGAACUGAUUUCAUCGCUAAUCACAAUCUCGAUGCCAUUGAUUUUGCAUCGAUUCACUCUUACCCUGACUUAUGGUUUCCAAACUUGGAUGAGAAAUCUCGGUUGGACUUCUUAAGAAAAUGGCUCGUAGACCACCUCGAAGAUGCGCAGAACAUACUUAGAAAACCCCUAAUCCUAGGAGAAUUCGGGAAGCCAACGAACAUACCAGGCUACACUCAGGCUCAGAGAGACGCAGUGUUCAACGCAACGUUUGACACCAUUUACGAGUCUGCUCAAAAAGGAGGCCCAGCCGCAGGAGCAUUGUUUUGGCACGUUAUUAGCGAUGGCAUGACCAACUUUAAAGAUCCCCUCUCCAUUGUACUUAGUGAAAAUUCGACGACGGUUAAUAUUAUAACUGAGGAGUCACGAAAGCUGGGUUUGAUUCGUGGAAAAGGAAAGUUAUCAAAAACUUAACUUUAAAUAGUCAUCCUGUAAUAAUUUUGCAACGAUAAA
Messenger RNA from Arabidopsis arenosa, 1304 nucleotides. The record is from the annotation of a GenBank genome assembly. NCBI's taxonomy places the organism in Eukaryota, Viridiplantae, Streptophyta, Magnoliopsida, Brassicales, Brassicaceae.